Messenger RNA from Schistosoma margrebowiei, 2266 nucleotides. NCBI's taxonomy places the organism in Eukaryota, Metazoa, Platyhelminthes, Trematoda, Strigeidida, Schistosomatidae. The record is from the annotation of a GenBank genome assembly.
ACUUGGGUUACGUAGAGUAUUAUUACCUAAUGUUCAUUAUUUUAUUUCUUCCGUAAACGUGGUCAUAGUUUUAGGUCUUGACCAAUCGAACUUAUUUUAGCGUUAAAAUUCAAAGCUGAGCGGAAUUUUCAUAUAUGAAUGAUGUAAUUGUCGUAAUUUGAUGCUUGUGUUAUUUUUUGAUUGCUGUUCGUCGCCUUCCGCUGUACAUCUGAAUGAACUAUAAGCUAACUGGGUUUUCCAGUCAUCUUUUCACUUUUACUGUCUUUUCGCAACCCCGGGUACUUAUAAGUACCUUUUGGCCUGACGCGGUCCGCUACAAUUUAAUAUAUUUAUCCAAAUAGAUGAGUGUAUUUUGCGCCAAAGUCCGAGACCUGUUACUUUACACGUGAUUGGUUCGUCCAUAGAUUAUGGUCUUGCCGUGUCUGAUGUAAGAUUAGAUGGGAAGAAAACCAUGCGCAAUCAAAUCAAAACUUGAUACCAGUCCAUGAACAGUUAACGAUCGAAUGAAGCCAUUUUAACAGGUAAAAAAAGAGGAUGGUUCAUAAUCUGACUGAUGAUAUUGAUUUAAAAGUGUCAACACUUGAUCCAGAUAUACAAAUUGGAGAAGUGUAUAAAGUUUUACGAUCUACUGGUCAAUACUAUCCUGCCGCUGUAAUUGAAGGUCGUAUAGAUGGUAAUGGGAAUAAAGAAUAUUAUGUUCAUUAUUGCAAUCACGACCGUAGAUUAGAUGAAUGGGUUACAUCUGAACGAAUUGACCGUUCCGCAAAGCUCAAAAUUCCAUGCGAGUCGUCUCUUAACCAGUUAACAGAUUCUGCUGGGUGUGAUGUCCGAUUCACCAGAAAUCAGAAACGCAAGUUGGAAGAAACUUCCAAAGUUCUUCAAGAAAGUGACUCUUUAGACUCUACUACGCAAAAAUUGGAGCUUGAAUAUCAAGAAUUUACUCGAGUGAAAUUUAUUGAUCAGAUACAAUUUGGCAAGUACGAAAUUGACACAUGGUAUUUUUCACCUUAUCCCGAAGAAUUUAGACAAGUGAAAAAGUUAUGGAUAUGUGAAUAUUGUUUAAAAUAUAUGAAGUAUUCAGAAACAUGGUUAAACCAUAUAAAAUAUGAUUGUAAAGCAAAACGACCUCCUGGUAAAGAAAUAUACAAUCAUGGAAAUCUAUGCGUUUUUGAAUUAGAUGGCAAUGUACAAAAGCUUUACUGUCAAAAUCUAUGUCUGUUGGCCAAAUUGUUUCUAGAUCAUAAAACACUUUAUUAUAAUGUCUCACCAUUUAUAUUCUAUGUUCUAUGUGAGAUAGACAAUAAUGGAGUACAUAUUGUUGGUUAUUUUUCCAAGGAAAAAGUAUCUGCUGAUAAUUAUAAUCUUGCAUGUAUCUUGACUUUACCACCGUUUCAACGUCGUGGAUAUGGUCAUUUCUUAAUUAGUCUCAGUUAUGAAUUAGCUAAAAUUGAACAAAUUGUUGGUACACCAGAGAAACCUCUCUCCGAUUUAGGUCGUUUAAGUUAUCGUAGUUAUUGGGAAAAGGUGAUAUUGAAUUUUCUAUUAGAAAAUCCUAAUUGUACAAUGAAUGAAUUAAGUAAAACAACAUGUAUUGCCAUUGAUGACAUUAUUUGGACAUUACAAUAUCAUCCAAUUAUUAAUAAUUGGCAACAUGGUCAUCAAAUAUGCCUACAUCGUGAUACUAUACAACAAUAUUUGAAUCAAUUAAAUGAUGAACAUUCUAUGAAAGCCUUUCCUACAGAUGGUAAAGAACAACGGAAAAUUCGUAAAUUGAUGCAUAAAAACUCUUUUGUAUUGGAUAUCAAUCGACUGAAAUGGGAUCCACCAAUUAAACCAUCACAGAAUAACAAAGAAAGUCAAAUGUAGUUAAUGCUGUUACGUAUUUUUUUUUGUGUGUACAAAUUCAGUGACUACUGUUAUUAUCAUCGUCAGUAGUUAUAAGAUUCUCUUUAAAGUUUUAUUUUUUGUUUUUAUAAUCAACUAUUUUUUGUUGUUGAUUUAUUUAAUUGUGCUAUUAUUAAUUAGUGCAUGAAGUUGAUCUCCCUUAACAUUUCGAUGUAAAUACAAGUUUCUUUUAAUAAAUUAAAAUUAAAUGUGCAUUUAUUGUCCAUCUAGAAAUUUUGCUUUGAUGUUUAUUGGUUCUAUGUAAAAGUUUUCAAGAUGCGUUGAAUGUGUGGUCUUGUGUAAUUGUUGAAAUUUUUGAAAAAAGAUUAUUUGCUUACGAAAUAUAUUGAGGUAAAAUACAUUUAAAAAAGUUUAUUCCUUU